Cydia pomonella (codling moth) is the source of this 777-nucleotide messenger RNA. RefSeq lists its product as uncharacterized. The transcript has a single exon. The coding region runs from base 1 to 777 and encodes 258 amino acids. The record is from RefSeq and is a predicted model, not a curated record. Lineage: Eukaryota; Metazoa; Arthropoda; Insecta; Lepidoptera; Tortricidae.
AUGUCCAACUUCAUGCAAAUUGUGGAGGCCCAGAAGACCAUGGAGAGCAGUGUCCGCAGGAUGCUCACUGAGUUUGAGCGGAAGUUGAAUAAUUCCCCAGCAGCCAAGGUGACCAUUGCCAGUGUCAGCGAGGAACUUUCAGUGUUUAAGGAGCAGACAUUGGCAUUGCUCAAACUCAUGGGAGAGCAAAUCAAUGCUCUCAGCAAAUCCCAGGACAUCAUGGAGAUGAGGCACAGGCGAAAGUUUCUUUUAUUUAAUGGCAUACCAGAGGAAGCCGACGAAAAUGUAAGCGCUAAAGUCUCUAGUAUUGUCAGCGAGCAUUUGAAGAUCCCUGAUGUAUCAUCACCUUGCCUUAGGGCUUGUCAUCGGCUCGGUAAGCCUUCUGAAGGUCGUUGCAGGCCCAUUCUGGUGCGUUUUGCCGACAUAAGUCUAAAAGCUUCAGUCUGGAAAAAGAAAACAGCCUUCAAGGGGACCGCGUUUUCUCUUGCCGAGUUCCUCACUCCGCAGCGGCAGGCCCUGUUUGCAGAAGCACGCAAGGCGUUUGGCAUGAGGAACUGCUGGUCUCUUGAUGGCAACAUCCACGUUAAGUUGCGCACGGGUAAACGAGAACGCAUCGAGUCCGAGGAUGACAUCAUUCGGCUGAAGACUGCACAGGGCGAGCGCCCGGCGCAAUCGACGUCUACACCUGAGCAACCAGUUGAAGAGGAGAACGCGACGAACCCCAGUGGCCAGCCUGGCCGAUCUCGGCGUGUUGUAAAACCGGUGUCGCUUUAUUAA